AUGAUACUUUUCACGGCUGCUGAGAAGAUAUGGUGUCGGAGGGAAUGGAGGUCGGCAUUGGUGGUAAAAGGUCUAGGGAGGCGUGUCUUGUACAUCCCUUUAGCCCGCCACCUUAAUUAUCUGUGGGCUAGGAAUGGCGAAAUUCAAAUCUCCGAUAUGAACAAUGAUUGCUUUCUGGUCAAGUUUAGGAGUCAGAAGGAUUAUGAAGGAGCGACUAUGGGAGGUCCAUGGUUGUUGGGUGAUACAUACCUCACGGUCCACCGUUGGCUCAAGGGUUUUAACCCAUGGAAGACAGUAGUGAAAUCGACGAUGGUAUGGGCUCAACUUCCUGAAUUACCAAUUGAAUUUAUCAAUAAGGAAGCGGUAAUGAAGAUUGGUGCUUGGCUGGGGAAACCCGUACGGGUGGACCGUGCGACGGAAUUGGGAGCUCGGGGAAAAUAUGCAAGGGUCUGUAUCGAGGUCGAUCUUACCCAGCCACUGAUAUGGAAGUUCAAGAUUGAGGGGGCAACGUACUUGGUUCAGUACGAGGGUCUUGAUGGCCUAUGUACCGAUUGUGGCACUUAUGGAAAAUCUGUUGGGACGUGCCAUUGCAUCCCGAAGGGGCUAGAGAUGGAGACAAAAGAAGUAAUGGAAGAAGAUAAUGAUAUGAGAGAGGACCCAUCUCAAGGUAGAACGUAUGGGGAAUGGAUGAAGGUUGCUCCACGGCGUCGCCCCGUGGGGAGGAGAGAUGGACUAAGAGGGAAGGCUGAUGGGAAGUAUACUACAAAUCGUUUCCAGGGCCUAGCUAAUCAUGAUAAGAAGGAGGACAGCGGAGGUGUUGAGGAGCCAAUUGUGGGGCGAGAUGAUGGGAAGCUGGAGAAGGAAAAGAUGACGGUUAAUACUACACGUGAACAGGCCCAUGCAAAGGGGGAUGGCUCGCAUACAGCGACAAAAAAGCUGAAUGCUACUAACAACUCAGACCCUAAUGAAGGACAAACAAAUCAGGAAAAAAGAAAAUCAAAUAGCUCCUCGAAAGGAAAGGCAGCGGGAGAGCAUGUGAAGCCUAAAGGGAGUAAUGGGGAAGAGGUGCCUAGUUCGGGGAAAGGUGAUGGUGGGAAUAAGAAUGAUCAAAAGAAGGGUGAGGGUUGA
Linum tenue is the source of this 1128-nucleotide messenger RNA. The record is from the annotation of a GenBank genome assembly. NCBI's taxonomy places the organism in Eukaryota, Viridiplantae, Streptophyta, Magnoliopsida, Malpighiales, Linaceae.